Molecule: messenger RNA, 3819 nt
Organism: Cygnus atratus (black swan)
Lineage: Eukaryota; Metazoa; Chordata; Aves; Anseriformes; Anatidae
Gene: CXCL12
Product: C-X-C motif chemokine ligand 12
Exons: 5
Coding region: 85-480 (131 amino acids)
Biological process (GO): immune response; axon guidance; cell chemotaxis
Cellular component (GO): extracellular region; external side of plasma membrane
Molecular function (GO): CXCR chemokine receptor binding; chemokine activity
Source: RefSeq, a predicted model, not a curated record
CCCCCGGCCCCUCUAUAGAGGCAGGGGAGGAGGGGACUCGCUCAGAGCGCGGCCGCCGCCGGGACGAGCAGCACAGCGCCCAGCAUGGAGCUCCGCGCCCUCGCCCUGCUCGCCUUCGCCCUGGCCCUCGUCUCCCUCUCGGAGGAGAAACCCGUCAGCCUGACUUACCGAUGUCCCUGUCGAUUCUACGAGAGCAACGUGGCAAGAGCCAACAUUAAGCACCUCAAAAUCCUCUCCACCCCCAACUGCUCACUUCAGAUUGUUGCAAGGCUCAAGAGCAACAGCAAGCAAGUGUGCAUUGAUCCCAAGCUAAAGUGGAUCCAGGAAUAUCUGGAGAAAGCUUUAAACAAACCACGUCAUCGCACUCAUAAAAAAAAGCAACAGAAGAAACGGGGCCCACUCUGCCCUUCCCGUGCAACACCACUAAAGUCUCCAGGGAGAAAGAAUGGAGGUUCAAGAUGUAAGAGGCAAGCAUUGUAAGCCGUCUACAGGAUUUCUUACUGUAGGACCCAGAGAACAGAUAACCAGUAUUAGGGAAUGAAUACAUUUCACUGUUAUCAUGCAGCACAAAAGCAACGCUUCAUGCAUUUCCAAAGGUGUUUUUAUUUUUUUUUUCACAAAUUGGCUUGCUUUCACAGUGCUAUCUUUAUAUAGUAAGAUGUAUUUGAUUUCGAGAAAAAUAUGUUUUUAUACAGUUGGUUGAUUACCUAGCACUGAGGGCAAAUAUGAAUUUAAACUAACCCUAUGUUAUUAUAUAAUAUUUUAUUUCCUUUGCUAUGUAGAGGUCCUGCUUUAUUUAACUUUCUUUUGGUUCAUGCAAGUCUCCUGGAGAUUUAAACCUAGAAGGACAUGAACUGUACAGUGCAAUGUUGUUGUGUAAGUAGUGGAAGAGUUCCUUUCCCCCAAAAGUCAUUGAGGCCAAGAACAUAGGAAGGCUAAAAAGCAUCAGAUAGCAAUGAAAGUGGACAGCACUAUUACGGGUGGUGAUUUUAGGUAUUUUGGCUGAGGGAUUGAAUUCAGGGCUGCAGGGCUAAGCCAUUCUCUGAAGACUGGAGACCUCGGUGGCAACUAUGAGCAGCUGGGGCAAUGCACAUCUGGUGCUGCACGGUGCUAGUACUCGGUUUGUAGUAGCUGAGCGUGUUAGGAGCCACAACACUGAUCUGAUGUCACUUGGCAUUUCCUAUGUUCCUGUGUUUCCGAUGACAAAUUUUAGCACAAAAAGGAAUGGGUUAUUAAAGAUCUAACAGCUAGAUCAUAUUGCAAAUUGCUGGAGGAGUCAAAGAUGCUGCCAUGCACCAGGUGUCUGUUCCCACCCGUCCACAGAAGAUGAUUUCAGAUCGGCUGGCCUUGUGCUGAAGUAGAUGGAGGAGCAUUCGUGUGACCCUUCACCAGCAGCCUCAGAUACUGAACAGUCACACCUGCCUGAGGGCAGUAACAUUUUUGAUUGCUCUGUGUAGAUCUCAGAAAGGUUGUCUGCCAUGUCUUUGGAGAAAAGAGAUAACUGGGGCAAGAGAGGAAAGACACUGAGUGUCUGCCCAGUUUGGGUGCUUCUUGGGUGUGGAGAUGAAGGCUAACACUCACUGUUCACCGGUGGUCAUGGUUCUGCUUGCUGGUGAAUGGCACAGCCUCUGGGAUUUUCUUUGCAAAGUACACCUGGGGACAAGUACCACUUCUUGCACCAGUUCCCUCUCUCAGCCAGAAAUGUCUUUCUCCUGAUUCCCACCUGUGUGAGGAAGUACCUUUGCAAUAUAGUAUAUGGCAAAACACACCUAAAGUACUAUGAUAACCACGUUGUGCUGCACACAGAGAUCUGGGGGGAAGCACAUCUGUGCAGCACAAUACUUGUGUUUGUAUGUGUCUGUGUCUGUAUUGUAAACGAAAAAUGUUGUAACGUUGUGUGUUUUUUUGGAGGGUUGCUUCAAACAGGAUCUUCCCUCUUACCUGCAGCCUGUGUCAGGAACACUGAAAGGGGUGUUUCAUUAGGCGCUCCUUUCUGUGGCAGGCAUCUUUAAUGCCAAAGAGGCACUUUGGAUAGCCGGGGACUACCGUAUUUCCAUGUGGAUUCAGGUAAAAAUCUUGUAAGUACUUUCCUCUCUGCAAAAGGGUGCUGUUAGAGAGAGUGCUUCAGCUGGGACCACAUCACCACAUUCACUUUGAAGUAGAAACCAACUGCUGUGCCUAAAAUGUGUGUGUGUGGCUUUGACAUUCCUCCUAUUGUUACCAUCACCAAGCUGGUGCUUUAAAUGUUUUGGUCUCCAUUUUGGAAGGUCUGGCACCGCUGUACUUGGUGAGAAUCAGGCUGUUGAUUUCUAUGUGAGUAGGGUCAGAACCUCUGUUGUCAAGGUAAAGGCAGGAAGAAGUUCUGUGAGAAAACUGGAGUUUCUUGUAUCCUCCCUGGACUGUGCUGUAUAUCCUAGGGUCCACCUGCUGUCCCUACACACACAUCUGCAACAGCUAGUGUUUUGCCAGGGGGAGAACAGGAGUGACUUUGGGGAAAGUGGGCGAAUCUUGGUUCUGACAGACACGAAGCGCAUCCUUCUCACCCAGGAAGGUGCAUCCUUCACGUGUUCACAUCCUUUGCUUCUAAGGGGCACACCAGCUGCCCAGUGACUGGCUGUGGCUGUACAGCCUUGCCAGUGCCCUGCUGCAGUCCCAGUUAACAGGGAACGAGGUCAGUGCCAGCAGGGAAAGGCCCCUGGGCACAGGCCAAGCCCACACCGCAGCCUGAGCAAACAAACUCCUCUUCUAGGGGCAAACCUGUGGGCAUUGCAGGGGCAGGCUGUGUUAAAGGAAGGGCAUUUGCUCUUGAGUGGGGAGGAAGGGACCCCCUGCGAUGCUAGGGAACAUUUACAGCCAGGUGAUGGUUUUCUGGGUGCUUGUGGGCUGUCUGUCCUCAGGCAUUUCUUGAGACUCUGUGAGCUGGGCUGAUGACAGUUCAUUGCUCAUGUAGCUAAGACCACUCAGGGCAUGGGGCUGUUCCCGGGGCCAGCACCGUGUCCCUUCCCUCGGCUGGAGCACAGAUCCACAGGGGUGAGUUCAGGCAGGGUGAACGCAGGAAUGGCACAGACCUGGCCAGGAAUAACUGAAGACUUACAUGAGAACCCGAUAGAACCUUUUUCUUGCUUUAAUCCAAACUCCAACCCUGAGCGGGAAGCUUUGCCUUUUGCUUGGCAUUAUUUUCAAGAGAACUGUUGUGUCAGGAAUAGCAGCCGUGCCCUGCACACAAGGGACAUCGAUCACUCGGCUGCAUCAAGCUUCCUCACUGCCCUAUGCAUCACACCCUAUUAUUGCUCCUGUGCACACCACAGUCCUAGCAGGCCGAGAAGCUGCACUAACAGAGGCCCCCUCAGGGAGAGCACUAGGUUUUCCUUUCUGCCUCUAACUGUUGACCAAAGACCGAAUCAGGGAAAGGAAGCAUGGGGAGAUGGGAGUGAUGCAGGGACCACACGUGAAGAGAAGGAGGGAAAAGAGAUAACACUGAACUGGUGCUGAAAAAGCAGCUUCCAUAAAUGUGAAACUGUCGUGUCACGUGUGGUAUAUUUCCAAGUGCAGCUGUCAAAUCCUAAGGUUGUUUUAUGUCUGUUUGUUUGUUUAAAGAAGAGUAGUUGGUAUUUAUUGCCGUGCCAUUUUUUUUGUAAUUAUUUAUACUAGCUUUACACUUGUAUGUAUGAAUAUUUUAUCCGAAUUCUGCCUGAGGAAGGAUGAAGGAUCACUUCUUGAUGCGUUUUUAACUAAUGUGGUGUUUGAGCAAAUGUUCAUUGGUCUUUUGUAAUGAAGGCUAUAUUCCAAGUAAAAUAUACACAUUUUGUUGAAAAUGCA